Toxotes jaculatrix (banded archerfish) is the source of this 999-nucleotide messenger RNA. Its product is annotated as protein boule-like. Gene Ontology annotation, molecular function: RNA binding. The record is from RefSeq and is a predicted model, not a curated record. NCBI's taxonomy places the organism in Eukaryota, Metazoa, Chordata, Actinopteri, Toxotidae. The coding region runs from base 1 to 999 and encodes 332 amino acids. The transcript is spliced from 11 exons.
AUGGAAGUGGAAAACCAAUACCGGUUGACAUCCAGCCGUCUGUCCCAGGAAGGCAGCAGCUCCUCCACCUUUCAUGUUCUACCCCCAGAAAACCAUGCUGACUGCCUGACCCAUCACAUCACCCACCUCGGCACUGUUAUCCCCAAUCGGAUUUUUGUCGGGGGGAUUGACAGCAAGGUUAAUGAGAGCGACCUGCGACAUUUCUUCUCUCAGCAUGGUGCAGUGAAAGAGGUGAAGAUUGUGAUAGAUCGUUCAGGACUGUCCAAAGGGUACGGGUUUGUUACAUUUGAGACCCAAGAAGAUGCACUGAAAAUACUUCAUGAUGCUAAUGGAAUCUGUUUCAAAGACAAGAAGCUCAGCAUCGGCCAGGCUGUCCGCAAGCAGCAAGUUUCAGGACAAAUUAAAACGGUCCAUGUGGCCAGCCCUGGCCCUGCUAUGCCUGUGCCGAUGUCCUGUGGGACCUUCUAUCUGACCACAUCCACAGACUAUCCCUAUACCGACCACAACGGAGUGACCUACUUCCACUGCCCCAGCGUGAGCCCUCCUGCCCAGCACUGGCCUCCUGCUCCUCCUGGGAUGCUCCCUCAGCUUCAUCAGCCUGUCUACCAGCAACCACCCUACCACCACUACCAGUGUGUCCCAAAUCAGUAUCAAUGCCCUGUUGCCCAGUUGCCGCUGCCCUCCAGUCCAGUCGUGUACUCCCAGCAGCCAAAAUAUCUGUACCAGCCCACUGAAGGAGGCUCUGUCCCAUCUCCUCUGCCUGUCAUGGAGGAAACCACAGUAGAGUUCGUAGAUCCCACGGUGCAGCAUUUUUACCCAGUGUAUCCUUCAGUGGCUCUGCAGCACAACCCAGGAAAGAAUCUGAUGUUUCCACACUCCCAGAACCAUUGCAGGCCAAAGUACCACGGUCACCUCCACCACAAGGACUGUCACUACCUGCCUGAAGCGCCAGAGCCACCAGACGCCUCCAUGCUUCACGCCGCCCAACCUCCCAUGUAG